UAACCUCACUGAAAGGCGUAACAUAAAUCCUUAUCCCAUCUCUGUCCUUCUCUAUCUCGUCUCUCACUUCACCUUCUCUCUCUCAGCACGCUAUAAGCUUCUUCCUCUGCAACUACGAGCUCCGUUAAUGGCGUCUCAGAUCUAAACUAAGCAAUCUAGAAAAAAUUCUCUUAUUUUUUGCGGUUUUUGUAAGUUUGUACUGCUCUCUGAUAACGACAAUAAAUCAACCAUUUCUGUUCUCGCGCUCGUCGAUUAUUCAAAUCUUGGGGUUUUUUCUUCGAGUAAUCAUUAAUGCAGAAGAGAAUGGCGGUGUCGUUCCCCGAGGAGGUGCUGGAGCACGUGUUCUCGUUCAUUCGGACGGACAAGGACAGGAACUCGAUAUCGCUGGUGUGCAAGUCGUGGUACGAGGUCGAGCGCUGGUGCAGGAGGAGGAUAUUUGUGGGGAACUGUUACGCGGUGAACCCUAGGAUGGUGAUUAGACGGUUCCCGGAGGUGAGAUCCGUGGAGCUCAAAGGAAAGCCGCACUUCGCGGACUUCAACCUCGUGCCUGAAGGUUGGGGCGGGUACGUCUACCCGUGGAUCCUGGCCAUGGCUACGGCGUACCCGUGGCUUGAGGAGAUACGUUUGAAGAGGAUGGUUGUCACCGAUGAGAGUCUGGAGCUGAUCGCCAAGUCGUUUAAGAACUUCAAGGUCCUUGUGCUCUGUUCCUGUGAUGGCUUCUCAACUGAUGGGCUAGCUGCCAUUGCUGCUAAUUGCGGAAAUCUCAAAGAGCUUGACUUGCGGGAGUGUGAUGUGGAUGAUUUGAGUGGACAUUGGCUCAGCCAAUUUCCAGAGACAUGCACAUCUCUGGUGUCCAUUAAUAUCUCUUGCCUGAGCUCCGAGGUUAGUUUCUCAGCCUUGGACCGUCUGGUGGGCAGGUGCCCCAAUCUAAGGACUCUCCGGCUCAAUCGCGCUGUGCCUCUAGAUAGGCUUGCUAGUCUACUUCGUCGGGCACCUCAACUGGUUGAGUUGGGCACGGGUGCUUAUUCUGUUGAUGCUGCUGAGCUGCGGCCAGAUGUCUUCACAAAGUUAGCUGGAGCUUUCUCGGGAUGCAAGAAAUUGAAGAGCUUGUCCGGGUUUUGGGAUGUUGUCCCAGGUUACCUCCCAGCAGUUUAUUCUGUCUGCUCUGGAAUAACAUCAUUAAACUUGAGUUAUGCCACUAUCCAAAGCCCUGAUCUUAUCAAGCUUGUUAGCCAGUGCCCAAAUUUGCAGCGCCUUUUGGUGUUUGAUUACAUAGAAGACAGUGGCCUCGAGGCUCUUGCAGCUUGCUGCAAGGACCUUCAAGAAUUGAGGGUGUUUCCAUCUGCUCCUUUCGCUGCAGGGCCAAAUGUAGCCUUAACAGAACAGGGUCUUGUCUCUGUGUCUGAGGGCUGUCCUAAGCUCCAGUCAGUCCUGUACUUCUGCCGCCAAAUGACAAAUGCUGCCCUAGUUACUAUUGCGAAGAACAGCCCAAACUUGACACGGUUUCGUCUUUGUAUUAUUGAACCACGAACCCCUGAUUAUCUAACCCUCGAGCCACUCGAUGUGGGUUUUGGAGCCAUUGUUGAACACUGCAAGGAUCUCCGGCGCCUAUCCCUUUCUGGUCUCCUUACAGACCGUGUUUUUGAAUAUAUUGGGACUUGGGCAAAAAAGCUAGAGAUGUUAUCUGUGGCUUUUGCUGGAGAUAGCGAUCAAGGCCUCCAUCAUGUGCUAUCUGGGUGUGACAGUCUACGGAAGCUAGAAAUCAGGGACUGCCCAUUUGGAGACAAGGCUCUUUUGGCCAAUGCUGCAAAGCUGGAGACAAUGCGAUCCCUUUGGAUGUCUUCUUGCUCUGUGAGUUUCGGAGCAUGUAAGCUGCUUGGUCGGAAAAUGCCGCGACUCAAUGUAGAAGUUAUUGAUGAACAGGAAUCUCCAGACGCGAGGCCAGAAAGCUGUCCUGUUGAGAAGCUCUACAUAUAUAGAACAGUUGCAGGACCAAGAUUCGAUAUGCCUGCAUUUGUUUGGACCAUGGAUGAAGAAUCCGCAUUGAGUCUCACUUGACAAACAACCAAUAGUCAAGCCUCGUCUAUACCAAUCAAACCUGUUGGAUAUCGUAAGUGGAUACAGCAGGUACACGCUCUAAAUGCUGCUCAUUGAUCCACAUCUAAUUUAAACGUAGCUCUAUAUAAUUUGCAGCUGCAGCUUGUGUUGGUACGAGAGAUGGUGAGAGAGGAGUGAGGUGGGGUGGGGUGGGGGGAGGGAGAUAUAGGGAGGCUCAAGAGCUCAAACUGCCAUCAUAUUUACUCUGGGCUGAGCUGGGGGAUACCAAUCAUUAGCAAGUAAUAAAAAGGGAAUGAGAACUCCUCUUUGUUUGUUGUGUAUUAAAUUUAGAAUUGUUUGUUUUGCUUGGGCUUAGUCACCCGUGUAUACUGUUUUGCAGACUUCUGCAUAUCAUCUGUAUCACUCUUUCCUAUCUGGAGGUAUUAAUUGUCGUAUGAACUCUCCAACUUUGUCUCAUCAAAAUAGCUUUGUUGGGGAAAUAAAUUUCCAAAACUUUGAUA
Molecule: messenger RNA, 2558 nt
Organism: Carica papaya (papaya)
Lineage: Eukaryota; Viridiplantae; Streptophyta; Magnoliopsida; Brassicales; Caricaceae
Product: protein TRANSPORT INHIBITOR RESPONSE 1
Biological process (GO): SCF-dependent proteasomal ubiquitin-dependent protein catabolic process
Cellular component (GO): SCF ubiquitin ligase complex
Molecular function (GO): protein binding
Source: RefSeq, a predicted model, not a curated record